AUCUUGGCGUCACACAGAGCGGAGGCAACGCUGUCAGACGCCACGUUGACCAUCCUAGGAAUAACUCCAAUUUUUCCUCCAUACAUCAAGAUUCCAUCAUUUCCGCACGCAGAUGCUGGGUGGAGAACUUUCGGGUUUUAUUCUGCCGUUCCCGGAUCACAUGCUCCCAUCGGCUCAUUUGUAUGUGAACCUAGUUUAAGGUGGAUUAUCAUGCCUGCAAUUGGUGACUGUCUGGAUGGAGAUUUAGGAGCCGCGCGGCAAGCCGGUGGAGGAACGUUUUGCUUUUGACGUGCGUCGUGCCUCUCCGCGGAGCAGCCGAGCGAUUGGCGUGAUUUUUUUUUUUACACCCGUGCGGAGUCGACGAGCUCCCACUUGCAGCGUAUCAUUUUGGCUUGGAGACCCCCCCCUCUACUCUUCCACACACAACCCCUCCCCUUCCCCUCACUCUCUUCUCCCCAGGUGUGAAAUAUAUACCAAGCAGACUCGGUGCCUGCAAGACAUGGUUCAUACCAGCUGCCAGAUCCGAGCCUCCUCCAUGCAUUGGGAUUUUUCUCAGCACCCACACCGAGUGAAUCACCCUUUUCUGACCAUCUGAGAACUAUCCAUACAGUGUAGACCCGGCGGAGGAAGCUUUGCCAUGGACACCGCUUUGAGCCGGGACGGGGCAACGGGACCCACGGAAUGCCAGAUUUGGAUUUUGAAAGGGGGAGCCCGUCGGUGGAGCAGGGUGAUGCUUGUGCUCUACAUGUGGCUUCUGAGCGCGUCAGUAAAGGCUCAGAACUGUAGCUACACACUACACAGUCCCAACGGGACGAUAGAGAGCCCCGGCUACCCUUACGGUUAUCCCAACUACGCCAACUGCACGUGGGUGAUUGUGGCGGAUGAGCACAAUCGGAUACAGUUGGUGUUUCAAGGCUUUGCCCUGGAAGAAGACUUUGACAUCUUGUCCAUUUAUGAUGGACCAUCCAGUGCCGGGAACCUGCGGACAAGGUUAACCGGUUUCCAGCUACCAUCGCCCAUCGUAAGUACGGGCUCCAGGCUGACUUUGUGGCUCCUGUCCGACUACGCCGUGAGCGGCCAGGGAUUCAAAGCAUCCUACGAAGCUUUGCCUAGCUACACGUGCGGCAAUCCUGGAGUGCUUCUCAACGGACACCAGCAAGGGACCACGUUCAACAUCGGAGACAAAAUCCGCUACAGCUGCAACCCGGGUUAUGUUUUGGAGGGUCACACAACUUUGUCUUGUCUUGCCACUUCAGCCGGUACUGCCGCGUGGGAUUUCCCUCUGCCCUACUGCAGAGCGGACGACGGGUGCGGUGGGACACUCCGAGGUCAGAGUGGAGUGAUCACCACUCCCAAUUACCCCGCUGAGUACAACAAUAAUGCUGACUGCACGUGGACCGUCCUGGCCGAGCCAGGAGACACCAUAGCCCUGGUGUUCUCUGACUUUCAUCUGGAGGAUGACUACGACCUGCUGGAGGUCAGCGGUACCGAGGGCUCGUCGCAGUGGUUCACUGGCCCGAACCUCCCCUCUCCCAUUAUUAGCAGCAAGAACUGGCUUCGUCUGCAUUUUACAUCGGACGGCAACCACAAACUGAAAGGUUUCAGCGCUCAAUACCAAGUGAAGAAGAUGACUGAGCUGAAGUCUCGGGGUGUCAAGAUGUUACCGAGCAAAGACAACUAUCACAAGAUCUCAGUCUUGUCUCAAAUGGGUGUGGCACAAGGACACAACAUGUGUCCCGACCCUGGCGUCCCAGAUCGAGGCAAAAGAAAAGGCUCUGAUUUUAGGCGGGGUGCCACCGUGCAUUUCUCCUGUGACGAGGGUUAUGAGCUGCAGGGUUCCAAGAGCAUCAGUUGCCUGCGAGUGACUGACAGCUACGUGGGCUGGAGUGACGAGCGGCCCAUCUGUAGAGCCCCAAUGUGUGGAGGUCAAUUAAAAGGACCGAGCGGUGUCAUGACGUCUCCAAAUUAUCCGGUCCAAUACGACAACAAUGCUAACUGCACUUGGGUCAUCACUGCGACAGAUACGUCUAAGGUGAUCAAGCUGACCUUUGAGGACUUUGACCUGGAGCGAGGCUAUGACACACUGACAGUAGGGGAUGGCGAUGUGGUGGGGGACCAGAAAACCAUCUUUCAUGUUCUGUCAGGUACCACCACUCCGGAUCUGGUGGUCAGUACCAGUCAUCAGAUGUGGCUCAAUUUCAAAACGGAUGAUACCAGCGGAUCUCUGGGCUUCAAGGUUUCUUACGAAGAAAUUGACCAAGGCAGCUGCGGUGACCCCGGCAUCCCCGCUUACGGUAAACGUGAGGGGACAGGUUUUCGUCACGGCGACAGGCUGUACUUUGAAUGCUUGCCUGCUUUUGAGCUGGUGGGGAAGAAGAACAUUACCUGCCAGAAGAACAACCAGUGGUCGGCCAAGAAACCCAGCUGCGUUUUUUCCUGUUUCUUCAACUUCACCACACCCUCGGGAGUUCUUCUAUCCCCAAACUACCCGCAAGAGUACGGCAACAACAUGCAUUGUGUUUGGUUGAUCAUAACCAACCCGGAAAGUCGAAUCAAUUUGGCUUUCAACGACCUGAGCAUGGAGAAACAAUUUGACUUCCUCUCUAUUAAAGAUGGCGGAAAGGCUGAGUCUCCAAUUCUGGGCACCUUCUCGGGCGACGUUCUGCCACCUCCAUUGACCACCAGUGCCCACGUCGCCCGCCUAGAGUUCUUGACCGACCACACGUAUACCAACCGAGGCUUUAACAUCACUUUUACGACAUUUCGCCACAAUGAGUGCCCCGACCCGGGAGUCCCAGUUAACGGGAAACGCUUUGGUGAGAGUCUUCAGCUGGGAAGUUCCAUCACAUUCCUUUGCGAGGAGGGAUUUGUUAAAACCCACGGCUCGCAAACUAUAUCGUGCAUCCUCAAGGAUGGCAAUGUGGUUUGGGACAAUGCUUUUCCCAGAUGUGAAGCCCCCUGCGGAGGAGAGUUGAAGGCUCCCACUGGGAUCAUUCUCUCCCCCGGCUGGCCAGAACUCUAUAAGGAGGCUCUUAACUGUGAAUGGAUCAUUGAAGCUCCUCCAGGCUACCCCAUCAAGAUCAUAUUUGACAAGUUCCGCACUGAGGUCAACUACGAUGUCCUCGAGGUCCGCGAUGGCCGCUUUCCCUCUUCACCCCUGAUUGGAAGUUACCAGGGCACUCAAGUUCCUCAGUUCCUCAUCAGCACCUCCAGCUUCUUGUAUCUCCUCUUCUCCACCGACAAAAGUCACUCCGACAUCGGUUUCCGAAUACGCUACGAAACUUUGCAGCUGCAGUCAGAUCACUGCGUGGACCCGGGCAUACCCGUCAACGGACUCCGCCACGGAAAUGACUUCUACGUGGGAGCUCUGGUGACCUUUAGCUGUGACGCCGGCUAUACGCUCAGCGAUCCGGAGCCUCUGGAAUGUGAACCCAAUUUUCAGUGGAGCCGCCCACUGCCUAGCUGCGAUGCUCUUUGCGGGGGUUACAUCCAGGGCAACUUUGGUACCAUCCUUUCUCCGGGCUUCCCCGAUUUUUACCCGCACAAUCUCAACUGCACUUGGAUAAUCGAGACCUCUCACGGCAAAGGUGUCCAGUUUAACUUCCACACGUUCCAUCUGGAGAGCCCUCACGACCAUUUAUUGGUGACAGAGAACAGUAGCUUCUCGCAGCCUCUUUGGAGAUUGACAGGCUCCACAUUGCCUCCGCCUCUCAGCGCCGGACUUUUUGGGAACUACACGGCUCAGAUUCGCUUCCUCUCGGAUUUCUCCGUUUCGUACGAGGGGUUCAACAUCACAUUCUCUGAAUAUGAUCUGGAACCAUGUGAAGAUCCGGGAAUCCCGCCUUACAGUACCAGAAAGGGUCUUCAGUAUGGAGUGGGUGACGCCCUCAUCUUUUCCUGUUUCCCGGGUUACAGACUGGAGGGUCCAGCAAGAGUGGUGUGCUUAGGGGGUCGGAGGCGGGUCUGGAGCUCCCCUCUGCCAAGGUGUGUUGCUGAAUGCGGCUCCUCCGUGACCGGCAUGCAAGGGGUGCUGCUCUCCCCCAACUACCCCGGUUACUACGGCAACAACCACGAGUGCAUCUACUCCAUCCAGACGCAACCGGGGAAAGGUAUCCAGCUCCGAGCGCGAGACUUUCGACUGGAGGAGGACGAUCAACUCAAAGUGUUUGAUGGCAGCAGUAAUUCGGCUCGUCUGCUCGGAGUGUUUACGGGCAAUGAAAUGCUUGACACAACCCUGAACUCCACCUCGAGCUCCAUGUGGCUGGAGUUCAUCACCAAUGCAGAUAAUACCAGCAAAGGCUUUGAGCUACACUUCACCAGCUUUGAGCUGGUGAAAUGUGAAGAUCCCGGCGUCCCCCAAUUUGGCUACAAGCGAGAAGACAAGGGUCAUUUUGCAGGGAGCACCGUGUCGUAUAGCUGCGACCCUGGCUACACUCUAAAAGGCCCCGAGGUUCUCACUUGCCUGAGGGGGGAUAGGAGGGCAUGGGACAGCCCCUUGCCACUUUGUAUCGCUGAAUGUGGGGGGACUAUUAAGGACGAGGCCACCGGUAGGAUCCUGUCUCCAGGUUACCCAGCCCCAUAUGAACACAACCUGCACUGCGUGUGGACGAUCGAGGCCGCUCCGGGAAGCACCAUUAGUCUCCAUUUCUUGGUUUUCCACACCGAAGAGAUCCACGACGUGCUUCGGAUCUGGGAUGGGCCCCAGGACGGAGGGGUUCUGCUGAGGGAGUUGAGCGGCUCGGCAUUACCGCCAGAUGCUCAUAGCACUUUUAAUACCAUCAGUCUGCAAUUCACCACUGACUUCUUCACUAGCAAACAAGGCUUUGCUCUGCAGUUCUCUGUCUCUACCGCCACCUCAUGCAAUGACCCGGGCAUGCCGACUAAUGGAACCCGCAGCGGUGACAGUAGGGAACCAGGAGACCAUGUGGUUUUCCAGUGUGACCCCGGCUAUAUCCUGAAGGGUGCCAACAGAAUCAUCUGCACUGAAAUCAGUGGCCGCUAUUUCUGGCAACCAGACCCUCCGACUUGUAACGCUCCAUGCGGAGGCAACCUGAGUGGUCCAAGCGGGCUCAUCCUUUCCCCGGAUUAUCCGGAACCGUACCCUCAUGGGAGGGAGUGCGACUGGACUGUUACUGUCACGGAGGACUAUGUCAUCGCCCUCAGCUUCAACCAAUUCAGUUUGGAGCCCAGUUAUGACUUCUUGCAUAUCUACGAUGGGCCAAAUUCCCUCAGCCCUUUGCUGGGAAGCUUUUAUGGCACGGAUGUUCCCGAGCGAAUCGAGAGCAGCUCCAACAUGCUUUUCUUGGCCUUCCGCAGCGAUGCCUCCCUCAGCAGCAAUGGAUUUGUGCUUCAGUACACAGAGAACCCGAGGGAGUCUUGCUUCGAGCCGGGUGCGGUACGCAACGGGUCGCGGGUGGGAACCGAACUCAAGCUGGGCUCCGUCGUAAACUACCGCUGCGACAGUGGCUACACGCUAGAGGGAGAACAAACCCUCACAUGCAUCAUGGGACCAGAUGGCAAGCCAAGCUGGAACGAACCCAAACCCAUCUGCACUGCACUUUGUGGUGGACAGUAUUCUGGUUUGGAAGGAGUGGUCCUGUCUCCUGGUUACCCUGGCAACUACAGCAGUGCAAGGACAUGUCUUUACUCGGUGGUUGUUCCUCAAGAUUAUGUGGUCUUCAGCCAGUUUGCAUUCUUCCAGACAGCCUUGAACGAUGUCGUGGAGGUUUUCGAUGGGUCGACGCAGUCUUCUCGUGUUCUUAGCUCCUUGUCUGGAGCGCACACAGGCGAGUCUUUGCCGUUGGCGACGUCCAACCAAAUCCUGAUACGCUUCACCUCGAAAGGUCAAUCCAGCUCGAGGGGAUUCCACCUGGUCUACCAAGCCGUGCCACGGACCAGCGCAACCCAGUGCAGCUCGGUCCCCGAGCCCCGGAAUGGCAGACGGAUGGGCAAUAAUUUUGCCGUUGGCGCUGUGAUUCGCUUUGAAUGCAGCCCAGGUUAUGUGCUCGAGGGAUCGGCCGCCAUUGAAUGUUUGACAGUGCCCAACGCGCUGGCACAGUGGAACAGCUCCAUCCCUAGCUGCAUAGUUCCAUGUGGAGCUAAUCUUACCCAUCGUACCGGGACUAUUUUAUCACCCGGGUUUCCAGAGCCUUACCUCAACAGCCUCAACUGUGUCUGGAAGAUUACCGUUCCUGAGGGAUCAGGAAUCCAGAUCCAGGUCAUCAGUUUUGUCACAGAACAGAACUGGGACUCAUUGGAGGUGUUUGAUGGAGGAGACAACACUGACACCUUGCUUGGAAGUUUCUCAGGCACGACAGUUCCAGCGCUCCUCAACAGCACUUCCAACCAGCUGUACCUCCAUUUUUUCUCCGAUAUUAGCGUCUCUGCUGCCGGAUUCCGUCUGGAAUACAAAACCGUGUCACUGACCAACUGCCCUGAACCGAUCAUUCCGAUGAACGCUAAUAAAAUCGGGGAGCGUCUUCAAAUGAACAAUGUGGUGUCUUUUCAGUGUGAACCCGGAUACACGCUGCAGGGGAAUUCGCACAUCACCUGUAUGCCUGGAACCGUCCGAAGAUGGAACUACCCUCCGCCUCUAUGCAUAGCCCAAUGUGGAGGAAUUCGGGAGGAGCUGGAGGGCAUGAUACUCAGCCCCGGUUUCCCUGGCAACUACCCUAGCAACAGUGACUGUACAUGGAGAGUCUACCUGCCGGUUGGUUACGGAGCCCACUUACAGUUCCUCAAUUUCUCUACUGAAGCCAAUCACGAUUUCCUGGAAAUACGCAACGGACCUCUGGACACGAGUACCGUCAUUGGACGAUUCAGCGGGCAGGAUGUUCCUUCCUCGCUUCUCACCACCUCGCAUGAGACCACCGUUUAUUUCCAUAGCGACCAUUCACAGAACAAGCCGGGGUUCAGGUUCGAGUACCAAGCUUAUGAACUACAGGAGUGCCCGGAUCCAGAGCCAUUCCGCUACGGUGUGGUCGUGGGGGCGGGCUUCAACGUGGGCCAGUCCAUUUCCUUCGAGUGUCUACCCGGAUACCAGCUGGUGGGACAUUCCAUCCUAACCUGCGAACACGGCACGACCCGGAAUUGGGACAACCCUUUCCCUCGCUGUGAAGUGCCUUGUGGUGGAAACAUCACAUCGGACAACGGGACCAUCUUCUCUCCACGCUACCCAGAACAAUACCUCAACUCUGCCGAUUGCUCCUGGUUGAUCACCGUAGCUCCUGGUUUUGGAAUCAAGCUCAACUUCACCCUACUUCAUGUCCACGGCCCGCACGAUUUCAUAACUGUUUGGGACGGCCCACAAGAAUCGGCGAGGAAACUCGGCGUGUUCACUGAUGGAGAGUCCAAUGAUCCUCCGAGGAGCACAUCAAAUCAAGUCCUGAUCCGUUUUCGAAGCAACACGGAGAAAGGUGGAUUGUUUCACAUCAACUAUCAAGCUUAUAGGCUGCAGUUCUGUCUGCCACCGACCAUCAUUCCCAAUGCGGAGAUCCUGAUGGCUAGCAAAGAGUUCAAAAUAGGUGACAUUGUGCGUUACAGAUGCAUCCCAGGCUACCAGCUAAGCGGCAAUGACAUCCUCACUUGUCGCUUGGGGGCGCACUUAGAGUUUGAAGGACCUCCACCGUCAUGUGAUGUAACCUGCCCCAUGAAUGAGGUAUUGACAGCAUCCACAGGGGUCAUCAUGAGCCAAUCACCAGGCACCGGCUUCCCUCAUUUUGAGUCGUGUUCAUGGGUCAUCAAAGUGGAACCCGGAUACAACAUCACGUUUACCAUCGAGCAUUUCCAGACCAGCCGUCAAUUUGAUGAGCUUGAAAUAUUUGACGGUCCUUCAAGACAGAGUCCUCUUCUGAUUACACUUAGUGGAAACUACUCCAAUCCCCUCAGCAUCACCAGUUCCAAUAACAAAGUCUACCUUCACUGGUCCUUCGAUCACACGACAAGCCAUAAAGGUUUCCGCAUACGCUACUCGGCGGCCUACUGCAGCCCACCCAACAACCCCGUAAAUGGCAGCGUGCACAGCCUGACAGGCACCAAACUGGGAAGUACUCUCCGCUUCAACUGUGACCAAGGCUUCCGACUCAUUGGCCAGAGCAGCGCCACCUGCACCCGCAACGCCCAAGGGAUCUAUCAGUGGAAUGCACCAGUGCCACUCUGCCAAGUUACAUCCUGCGGAAUGCCCGUGCUUCCGGUGAACGGUAGCAUUGUGGGUCAGGACUUCUCUUUAGGAGCCAGGGCGAAAUAUCAAUGCAAUCCCGGAUUCCGGCUUGCAGGACCGGUCACCACGACAAUGAUCUGUCAGGAAUCCGGAAGGUGGAGUCCCAUCGAGGCCCCUCCCAGAUGCGUUCCGGUGACGUGCCCUGAUAUCGGCCACUCCGCGGUAGAGCACGGACGAUGGAGAUUAAUUUAUGGAUCCCAGAACCAAUAUGACGCUAUCAUGGUGCUCAUAUGUGACCCGGGGUAUUACUACAGGGGGCAAAGGGUCAUUCAGUGUCAAGCUAAUAGCACUUGGAACUACCCAGAUCCACGACCUUUCUGUGAUAUCAUUUCCUGUGGUGACUUGGGGACUCCACCAAAUGGUAACAAGAUAGGAACGCUGACUGUGUAUGGAGCCACUGCAAUUUUUUCCUGCAAUACAGGUUACACUUUAGUCGGCUCCCGUGUUCGGGAGUGCAUGUCCAAUGGACUUUGGAGCGGAACACAAGUCCAGUGUCUGGCUGGCCACUGUGGCAGCCCUGAGCCAAUUGUAAACGGGCAAAUAAAUGGGGAAAACUACAAUUACAGAGGUAGCGUUGUGUACCAGUGUAACCCUGGAUUUCGUCUCAUCGGGGUUUCUGUGCGGAUCUGUGAGCAGGAUCAUCGCUGGUCAGGACUAACCCCAGUUUGUGUUCCUAUAACUUGCGGUCAUCGUAAUCCCACUUUUGGUAUGACGCAAGGAAGCCAGUUUAGCUUAAACGAUGGCGUCCGCUUUGUCUGCAAUACCGGAUAUGUUCUUCAGGGAGCUGUUAAAUCAACCUGCCAGUCCAAUAGCCAGUGGAGUAAUCCUCUCCCUCGAUGUAAAACUGUGAACUGCACGGAGCCAGGUCAUGUCGAAAACAGCGUUAGGCAAGUCUUACCCAGUGGACCACAUCGCUACAGCUUCCAGACCACCGUGACGUACCGCUGCAACCCGGGCUACUACCUACUCGGGACAAGUUCUAUUUCCUGUCAAGGCGACGGUACCUGGGACCGCUCCCUCCCAAAGUGCCUUUUGGUGUUGUGUGAGCGCCCGAGCAUACCACCCUACGCCCAGAUCUCGGGCGACCGGCGAACCGUCGGAUCGGUCAUCCGCUACAGCUGCAUCGGCCAACGUAGCAUCAUUGGCAACACGACCCGUAUGUGCCAGCUGGAUGCGCAAUGGAGCGGCUCACCACCACAUUGCUCCGGUGACUCGGCAGGCCUUUGUGGAGAUCCAGGUGUUCCCGUGCAUGGCAUCCGGUUGGGGGAGGAAUUUACAGUGGGCAGUGCGGUGCGCUUCAGCUGUGAGCCGGGUUACACGCUCAAAGGUUCUCCAGAGCGAACGUGCCUGGCCAACGGAACUUGGCUUGGUACUCAACCUGAGUGCCAUGUCAUAUCCUGUGGAAACCCCGGAACCCCUCGGAAUGCCCAGAUCCUGAUCCACGAUGGGCUAACCUUCUCCAGAUCCAUAAGUUACGCCUGCAGGGAUGGCUACUACUCUACUGGCCUGCUGACCCGACACUGUACAAUAAAUGGUACCUGGACCGGCAACAUGCCCGAGUGCUCAGUAAUCAACUGUGGUGACCCUGGAGUUCCAGCUAAUGGAGUGAGACUGGGAAGUGAUUUUAUUUACAAUCAGACCGUUAGUUACCAGUGUUCUCCUGGGUUCACCAUGGAUGCUGAUCGGGCCUCCACCCUUAUUUGCACCAAGGCUCGAACCUGGAAUGGAACCAAGCCUCUGUGCAAAGCAAUAGUCUGCGGUUCUCCGCCAGUCAUUCCGAAUGGACAAGUCGUAGGUACGGAUUUUAACUGGGGCUCCAGCAUUAGCUACUCGUGUAACCAAGGUUACCAGCUAUCAUUGCCCACCGUGCUAACUUGCCAAGGCAAUGGGAAUUGGAGUGGGGAGAAACCACAGUGCUUCCCCGUGUUUUGUGGAGACCCGGGCUUUCCUGCCCAAGGGAGGAGGGAAGACCGAGGUUUCACCUAUCUGUCCUCGGUCUCCUUUUCAUGCAUAGCCCCUCUGAUCCUGGUGGGCUCGACCAGGAGGUAUUGCCAAUAUGAUGGCACCUGGAGUGGAACGCAGCCCUCUUGCAUAGAUCCCACUCACACCUCUUGCACAGAUCCGGGCAGCCCCCUCUUUGGUAAUCAAAACAACAGUCAAGGCUAUCAGAUCAGCAGCACUGUGUUCUUCAGCUGCAGAAAAGGUUACUUGCUGCAGGGUUCAAUUUCUCGCACGUGUCUGCCCAACCUCACUUGGAGUGGAUUUCAACCUGAGUGCAUCGCUCACCACUGCAGCCAGCCAGAGCUGCCAGCCCAAUCGGACGUGCGAGCCAUUGAACUGCCAUCCCUUGGCUACACGCUGAUCUAUACGUGCCAACCCGGAUUUUACUUGGCCGAAGGAUCAGAGCAUAGGACCUGCAAGUCCGAUGGGAGCUGGACUGGGAAACCACCUCUCUGUGCAGCUGAUAACCGUCCGAGUGGUAAGAGCCCCGUGGGGACAGUGCAGGAGCCUCCUUCCAAAUUACCAGUACCGGGUGGGGUAUUUGCAAAGAACUCUCUCUGGAGGGGAUCCUAUGAGUAUUUGGGGAAGAAGCAGCCAGCUAUGCUCAGCAUCACUGCCUUUGAAUCUUUUAGCAACCGAGUGAACGGAACAUUACUUGACCACAGUGGCGUGGAGCUCAAACUCGCCGGUACUUACAAAAGAGAAGAAGCCCAGCUACUUCUUCAGGUACACCAAAUCCGAGGCCCCGUGGAGAUAUUCGUCAACAAGUUCAAAAUCGACAAUUGGGCUUUGGAUGGACACGUGUCCUACAUCUCUUCAUCCAACUCCUUUGUGUACCAAGGAUUUGUCCGUGGUAAAGGCUUUGGACAGUUUGGUCUGCAGAGAUUGGAGAGUUUAGAUCCCAGCAGAGACAACACGGCCUACAAUUUUGCCUCCAACAGCAGUUCAGUGGCAGCCGCCAUAUUAGUGCCUUUUAUAGCCAUGAUCAUCGCAGGCUUCGCCCUGUACCUCUACAAACAUAGAAGAAGACCCAAUGUCCCUUUCAAUGGUUACGUGGGCCAUGAGAACACCAACGGACGGGCUACAUUUGAGAACCCCAUGUACGAUCGGAACAUUCAGCCUACUGACAUCAUGGCUAACGAGGCGGAGUUCACAGUUAGCACAGUGUGCACAGCUGUAUAGCGACAGCUUCAACUCAAGUCAAGGGAGGAGCGGUGUGCUCGAUCUUCUUGGACAUCUCUCCGUACUUCCUUGAGCAAAGGGGGCAAGACAAAAAAUAUUUUAGUCACUGAAAAACAGUCAGGAAACAACUCAGUUGGAGGAAACUAUGCUCCUAUAAAUGAAACAACGCAGCAAUUCUUCAACAACAAAAUGCUUCAUUGUGACUGGAUAACUUCUUACCCCAUCUUGAGGAAACGUUUGCACCUCAACGUGCAUUCCGAGAGAAAGUAAAUGCUGGAAGCAAAGCUGUGACCACUCUACCGCCUAAACCCAAAGGGAAUUUCAAGACUUGAAACUGUUGAGAUAACAUACAAGUCAAGCUAACGGCAGACAGACAUUAUUCAUUGUUUUCAUUUGUUUGUUUAUAUUUGCGUUCGCCCUUUACGCUGCUUGCAUUCUUUGAUGAGGAAUUUUGUGUUGAGUUCACCACGCUGGGCAGUGGAGACUGCAAAGGGCUGCAGAAAAAGCACUUAGUGUUUUGUUGGUAUCUGCAACCUGACCCCCAGUCGGUAUUUUUAUUUAGCGUACUGAGUUCUCUUUAUUCUUCAAGGAAUAAUAGUCAGAUUUUACAUAAACAUCAGUCACAACUUUCUCUUUGGUCCUCAUGGAUGUAGCUCAACAUGCUAAGCGCUAAUGUCACGUUGUUCUUUUUGAGACCAUAUACUAGUUGACAUGGACGUGUUCAACAAAAGGUAUUACGCGGAUGAAUCGGUGAUUAACGUCAGGCGGAUUACUUUGUGAUCUUUCCCCGAAGCUAACUUCUGGCAGCUCCGAAAAAAAAAAACCAUUGAGAUGAUUUGUUUUGUCCUGACUUUCCA
Molecule: messenger RNA, 12258 nt
Organism: Syngnathus acus (greater pipefish)
Lineage: Eukaryota; Metazoa; Chordata; Actinopteri; Syngnathiformes; Syngnathidae
Gene: csmd2
Product: CUB and Sushi multiple domains 2
Source: RefSeq, a predicted model, not a curated record